AUGAACACUCCCCAAAAUGCCUCGCCCUCGCUGCACGACCCGGGCGAGAGCUUGGAGGCCAUAAACACUUCGGCCUCGUCCUCUGCUCCCCCUUCAACCACCAGGGGUAGAGCCCCCAGUGCCGCCUCGCGCGCUCCCUCUUCGCGUGCACACACGCCUGCCGCCCAAUCUGACUCUGUCGAGCGCAAGAACUCCGUUUCCUAUGGUCACCACCGCCAGACGUCCAUUGUCCACGGCUACCAGCACUCGCGCAAUCCGAGCCAUGUCUCCUCCACAGGUGCCAGCCCCAUCAGUCCAGGCAUCAUCCUCGCCCAAGCACCAAAGGAUGGCCCAACUUUGCGCCAAAGCCCUUCAUCCUCGACGUUAAAUGCCCCUGCCGACCAGGUACCAAUACGCCGUCUCGAACGCAUGCACAGCGGCCGUAUCAAGCGCGAACAUGAGUCUCAUCUACAUCAUCAUCACCACCACAAUCACCGCCAUCAUCGCUCGCGAUCACGCCAACACCACCAACAAGAGCCCACCACUGUCGGAGAAUAUGCCCUUCACCACUUGUUGAACGAGUUCAUCAGCGAGGCCAAUGACAAAAUUAAUCGUUGUGUCUCUGAGCGUGACGAUGCUUUGAUUAGAGUUGAAGCCAUCUGUGGCCCUGGCGCAGACCACGCCUUUGACCAGCUGAUAAAGGCUCUUGGCCACAUUGUGCGCCCGCGCCCGAAGCCUCUGAUUGAUGCCCUCAUGAUCUGGCGCAAAUCCAAGAGUGACGAGUUGACACCGAUCCAUACUCAGCUGCAGGCUGCUCGUGCCCAAUCGACCAAUGGUUCUGCCACUGUUCGUCGUGCCGAUCUGUCUCAAGUCAGUACAAAUGGCAGUUCUGCCUCGCUACCUUCUCAUACCGACCCUGCUACCAUUAUUGCUCUCGAGCAGAAUCUGCGUCAAGGAGAACGGCGCUCAGCAAUUUCCGUGUAUAUCCUUUGUCGUGUACUCACGCAAGUCAUAUCCCAGUGCACGUUGGCUGCCUUGACCAACGACAUUGCUGAGAGGCUUGAGGAUGUCAUCUAUGGCCAGUUACGUAACUUUGACUCCGAGGCUCUCGCGUAUUCGGCUCUCAAACAAUCACAAUGGAACAUGUUCGGCCAGUUAUUGGGUGUCAUGGGUAAUUUGCGCUUUGACAAGGUUGCCGAUCGAUACGUCUCGGAUCUGGAGGCCGCACAGAGACGCUUGUCCAUCAAAGGUAAUGCUGAUAAAGAUCUCGAGAAUCAUACAGCUCUGCUUGUGCAUAGCAUGCGUUGGCUCAAAAUACAAACGCAGCCCGAAACCGCAUGGGAUAAGUCCUGCGACCUGCUUAAUCUUCUGGCAGGCUUCUUCGCAGGCGUACAUGGUAAACCGGUCAAGUAUGCAUAUUGCCAGCUAUUUGAAGAUCUACUGCUGCCGGUCGCCAGUAAGGCUACCACUGAACUUAACUCGCCCAAGUGGAGGCAGGUCUUGGACAUUCUCAAAAUCAGACUAAAUCAGCUGCUCGCAAAACCCAAGCAUUGGGCGCAGGCAUUUCCUAUAUUUGCUGUGACUAUCUGCGUGUCGCCCAAUGAUGUAUUCCAGCAACAGUGGCUUCCGACUGCCCUUCACCAACUACAACCGAAGUUGAAGGAACGCACCACUCGGGGCCAUGCUCUCAAAGCAUUGUGCCGCCUGGUUUGGGUGUACCUCUACAGAGCUUCUGAAGGCCAGCUUACAACAUUCAAGAAACUCGACGAUAUAAUCCGGAUGGUUUUUAUGACGGGCAAGAAGUCACUGCUCUCUACCGAACCCUCCAUUGCCGACCCUUUGAUCCAGCUCAUCCGCAUUAUUGGUUUCAAGCAUCAGGACCUGUGCUUCCGAUCCAUUAUAUUCCCUCUGAUGAACGCAGAUGUCAUAAUCACUGGCAGGGAUCGUCGGAUCGAGAACCUCGACCCCGAGAAGAUGGUGAUUGCAAUUCGUGCUUUCCUUGCAAUCAUGUCUGAUUUAGAGAAAGGUGAUCAACCGCCAUUCCCUGUCAGCUUCGAGUGCGAUGCUCUUACCGAUCCAUUCUCAAGAUCGCCCAAUUCGCACAGACGCUCGUUGUCUCAAACCCAAGUUCCCGUCAAUGGGGCCAAGGUUGAACGGUUGUCCAAGCCCGUCAUGACGGCUGACUUUGGCGAUGUCGCAAAGGAGUCAUAUGUCAAGUUCUGUAAGAUUCUGGGUGAGAUUACCAUUAUCUGCGAUGAGACGUUUGGCGGACAGAAGGUCCUUGACGAGAAGUUCUCUGCUCAGACUAUACCUAAGACACCAAUGGCGGAUGCCUUCAGUUUCAGUCGGAGGGACGAGUUAUUCAAUUCACCUGAAGUUCGGCAGAACUUCUACGAUCUCCUUCACGUCGCAGUCCAAGCACUUCCUCGAUGCCUAUCUCCUCAGAUCCCUUUGAAGAACCUUAUCAAUUUGCUAUGUACAGGCACCGCGCAUGUACAAAACCACAUCGCCUCAUCAUCCGCGCAAUCUCUUAAAUCUAUCGCCCGUCAAUCGCAUGCUCAACUGGUAACGAUCGGAUUUGCCCGCUUUAUAUUCAACUUCGACGAUCGCUACGCCACUGUCUCUGCUGGUAGUCUCCUGGGACACGGCCACAUAGAAAGCACUUUGCGCCUUUAUGUCGAACUGUUAGAGAUAUGGAUUGAGGAACUCAAAUCACAGCCUCAAAUGGCAUCACCAGAUCUUCACGAUGAUGAGUAUGCUCGUGGCAUGCCUUCUGACCUGAAUCGUUCAAGGGUGUUUGCUCAUGUAGAUGAAAUCGAAUCGCAUGGGCUGUUCUUCCUGUGCUCGCCGUCGCGGCACGUUCGAGCGUAUGCCGUCAGGGUCCUCAGCCUCAUCACCAAGUUUGAUACAGCUCUGGGUCAGCCUUCCACACGUAUCAUCAGCGUUCUGGAAGGCAGUUCACAGCAAGUCAUCGACGUAAAUGACGAGAAACUCUCACUAGCCGAACGCAGUCGUUUGCAGAAGGGCCUCAGGAAAAGCAACAUGAACAACACUCUUGUGGAACUUUGCAGCAGCGAAACUGUCCACGACUUGGCUCUUUGGUCGAAAGCUUUUCCCAAUUUGAUACGUCUCAGCUCGCAAAUAUGUCCUCAAGCUGUACUCUUGACCAGAGAUAUAGUCUGUGCGCGCCUCUCACAUGCUCACAGGAUUAUCAGCACCUUGGCCGAAGGACCGAGAGCCAACACAUAUGCUGCUUUGGAGACGGCUUUCUCACAACGCAUGGUAGGAAGAACUGCCUUUAGUCCUCCUGAGGUCACGAUUGAACAAUGGAAGCUCCACCUGAUCUUUGCAUGUACAACCCUCACUAACACUGGUGGCUCGCAACAACCUCCCGUCCCGAGAGAAAGCUUCCAGCACUCGCGCAAAGGCUCCAAAGCCUCCUCAAUCAACCAAGAGAAGAUUGGAUCUGCUUACGAAUUGUUCGCGAAAGUCGUUCCGUUUUUGUCUGCCAUACACCCAGGAGUUCGGGAGGCAGCUGUCCAUGGACUGGGCGCGAUUAACACCAAUCUCUUUCGACCCUUGCUAGAAGCCCUUCAACCAUCGGUAUCCAUCUGUAGCGAAGAUGCUAGACAAUGGCUUAUGUUACACCAGCGAUCUUUAAAUAGUCCUCGACGAAGCAGGCGGAGUGACUCCCUGCGUACUGAGCUCACCCAUCUCUACCAGCUCACAUCUCAUUGUCUGGUGGAGACCGACGUUUACAAUGACGAAUGGAUACUGCAAAAUCUCGUCAGUUUCACUAAGGAUCUUCGCAUUUUUCUCAACGACGAAGAUGUACAAAACCAGUGGGACUUCCAGAAAUUACGCACCUACUACUGCGGGCUCGUUGAGGUGUUGUAUGAAGGCAUACACAAAACCAAGGAUCCCAUACGUUGGAUGCCGUUCCACGCACGAAAAGCCGCUUUCUCCAUGAUGGAAGACUGGUGCGGGUUUUCCCCAAACCAGACACAAAUAAGACAGAAGGAAAACCAUAUGAGGAAGUCAAUCUUGGACCAAGAACAGGAUUCUCGCAAUCGUGGGAAUGUUACAGCAAAGCUGGAGAUCGAGAAGAAAGACCUGCGAACAGCAGCUCUCAGCGCUAUGGCAUCACUCUGUGCGGGACCGGUCAUGGUCUCCACCGACGGCCAGAUUACUAUGCAGUUUGAUGUUCGUCGCAUGCUCAAAUGGAUAGAUGCCAUCUUCGAUUCAGCGAGUGAUAGGACCCAUGCAACAGGUCGUCGGGCACUUAAGAAUCUGUUAACUCACAACAGUGAGCACAGUUUCCUCUUGUCUCACUCGAUCGAAGAGUGCUAUCAUGCUAAGAACCCGAAGGCCCUUUUCAGCUACUUCACUGUUGCUACCCAAGUUUUGACAGACGCGGUCGAUGACAAGAUACCUUUUUGGAAGAUCUUGAGCGCCGCCUUGUACACCCUUGGAAACGAGAAUAGCGAGAUUCGCAUGAAGUCUGCCCGUCUGUUGAGAACUUUAGAGGAACGCCUAGGCAGAAACUCUAAACUACAAGAUCUGGAUAUCAGUAUUUCUGACAAGACGACUGCAGUCUACAAACUGGCACAAUUCGAAAUUUCUCGCAGGCUAGCAAAGCAACAUGCAGACAUGGCGUUCCACGUUUUCUCGGAGUUUACCAGAUACUUUGGAGGUCUUGUACCCGAUCAUCAGCGCAACAUGGUCGCAGCCAUGCUGCCAUGGAUACAGACCGUCGAGCUGCAAUUACUCCCGAGUGGAGGACCUACCGCUAGUUCAUACAUGUUGAUGGUGAAUCUCUUUGAGAUCACGGCGCGAAGCAGUAGUGUUUUACAUAACGAGAUACAAGCACUCUGGCAGGCUCUUGCUACUGGUCCAUAUGGAGGAAACGUACAGGUGGUCCUAGACUUCAUUAUUGCGAUAUGCCUAGACCGCAGGGAACAAAACUUUGUCGACUAUGCAAAACAAAUUGUUGUCUUCCUUUCCACGACAGCAGCUGGUCUGAAGGUGAUUGAGUUCCUCUUGCUGCAGAUCACUCCUAAAGCCAUGAUCGCCGAGAAGCGACCACCACCGUCAAUACCUCAAGACCCGACAAAUCUACCAUAUAUUGCAGAUCUCGCGCAAGUAUUACCUAUUGGAAACCGACAGUCUGGGUUGUCCCUUGGUCAGCUGGCAUUAAUGCUCCUUGUCGACCUUGUAGUUUCUCCCGUACAGCUCCCCAAGAACAAGAUACCUCUCCUGCUACAAGUAGUUGUGGUUCAAUGGGACCACUACACGCCAUUGGUACAAGAUCAGGCAAGGGAGAUGCUGGUACAUAUGAUCCACGAGCUUGUAAUUUCACAGAUUGGACCAGAGCACACAGGACCAAGUAAACAAGGCAUAGAGGAUUUGAUCGAAUCAAUCAGGCAACACGAUCCCAAGGUUGUGUGGUCUUAUGAGGAGACCGAUAACAAAGGACUCAACAGCAAUUCUAACGGUGUCCCUGAACCCAUGGUUUUUGUCAUUGAGGAAGUCGUCCGGGUACUCAGCUUCUCGUAUGACGAUAUCAGAACUGGCGACAACAUUCGCAGGGAUUGGGCAAGGAUGAGUCUGGUCUGGGCGACGACUUGUGCAGUGCGUCACGUAGCAUGUCGCUCGUUCCAGAUCUUCCGCUGCAUCAUUGACUCGCUUGAUAGGCAGAUGAUGGCAGACAUGCUCGCUCGUCUAACAAACACCAUUGCCGAUGACGAGAAUGACUGCUUGACCUUCUCUCAAGAGAUAUUGAUCACGCUAAGGACCAUCAUCGGCGCUCUUGAACCCGAGGACUUGAUUCAGUACCCUCAAUUAUUCUGGACCACCAGUGCUUGUCUGGAUACCAUCUUCGAGCAGGAGUUCCAAGCGAGUCUUUCAAUGCUAGAUCGACUAUUGGACAAGCUCGAUCUUAGUGAUCCUGCUGUCAUCAAGCUUUUCAACGAGAACAAACCUGCCAAAUGGGAUGGAGAAUUCGAGGGUCUUCAGCCGUUGGUCUACAAGGGGUUGAGGUCCAAUGCCUGUCUCGAUCGCACCCUGGAAAUGCUCGGAAGAAUGAUCAAACUACCUUCCAGCAGUCUGAUUGGUGGCGACAAUCGUCUCCUCUUCACACUCCUUGCAAAUCUGCCUCGUUAUCUGCACUGCUUCGAAGAUGACAGCAACGAACAAACAUGCUUCGAGUCGGCAGACUCUCUUGCUGGCGUGGCCGAAGCGCAGCAACUACCUGAUCUGGCUCUCGCAUUGAGUGGGUUUGCGAAUCAAAGAUAUCGCAAUGCGAACGACUUCUUGACCCAAGUCGUCGCUGCAGCAAGAGCCGCCUGGUUCCCCGCCAUGGAGUAUCAGAGCUUGAUCUUCCUGAUUGGCUUGCUCAACAACCAAACCCCAUGGUUCCGAGUCACGAUAAUGCAGCUGCUGUGUGUUCUAAUUCCACAAAUUGAUAUGAGGAGGCCGGAGAUCGUUUCCCAAGGCCCUGAUCUAAUCUCACCCCUUCUGCGUUUACUGCAGACCAGCUACUGCCAACAAGCUCUUGAUGUGCUGGACAAUAUCAUGUCUGUCACCGGCACACCCCUUGAUAACAAGCACCUGCGUAUGAGCAUGGCAGGAUCGCACUCGACGCGUGCAACACGCAAAGAGUACGAUAGCACCAAGAGUCUAUACGGCAUACCUGAGGAGUCUGGCUGGUCAAUACCAAUGCCAGCCAUUCAGGCCGAGAGGGCGAGGAAAAACGUCAUGGCUGUAUACUACACUUGUCUGGACACGACCCUCGCCGACGGCGCAGAGAUCACCAGUACACCCGACGUCGCUUUCACGACAGAAGAUCAAUACGGAUCCUACUUCGACCAACGCUCGGCGACAGCAAUGUCGGAUUCGAUACGCGCUGACGGUAGCAUGAGCGAAUUAGUGUUGAAACUCGACAGUCUGGAUGACUUCUUCGACGAUCGAAAACCUGUGACCCCUAGAGAAGCAUCUCGAGGGUCAGUCGAAAACCGCGAGAAUGUCUACGAACAGCAAACACUUCCCAUCCUGCACAAGUCGCUCAGACGGAACGCUUCGGUAACGUCUUUUCAAAAUGGCUUUUCAGACACAAGGUUUGCUCUGGCUCGCGAACCAGUCGUCAUGAACCCUGGUGCAUUUGCUUCCAACCCUGCUGCAGGGGCGAUCAGGCCCGCACUUCAUGCGAGGUCGGUAACCUCGCCUAUGGCUGCGGUGCACCACAUGCCUCGGGUGAUCACCGAUCUUCAAUCUGAAGAAGAUACUGGCGAUGAGCCUUUCUCUGACGAUGAUCUCUCGAUAUCGCGCAUGACCACAUCCGACGAUGCUCUGUCGGUCCACAGUAGCAAUUCUCGAGCUCCUUCUGCAGUAGGAUUACGGGCUGGAUUCCGAUCUGGCAUGAGAAGACUCACUGGAGGAACAACUGAUCGAAGAGAUGUCAAAGGAUUAGUACGCCUAAGUCCGCAGGUGCCACGGGUCCCAACUGUCUGGUUGAGUAACCCAAAGAGCUCAGAGCUGUAG
Aureobasidium melanogenum CBS 110374 is the source of this 7518-nucleotide messenger RNA. Its product is annotated as cell morphogenesis protein-like protein. The transcript has a single exon. The record is from RefSeq and is a predicted model, not a curated record. NCBI's taxonomy places the organism in Eukaryota, Fungi, Ascomycota, Dothideomycetes, Dothideales, Saccotheciaceae. Gene Ontology annotation, cellular component: cell cortex; site of polarized growth. The coding region runs from base 1 to 7518 and encodes 2505 amino acids. Gene Ontology annotation, biological process: cell morphogenesis.